Racocetra persica is the source of this 159-nucleotide messenger RNA. The record is from the annotation of a GenBank genome assembly. Lineage: Eukaryota; Fungi; Glomeromycota; Glomeromycetes; Diversisporales; Gigasporaceae.
GAUCUUGAUAGGCCAGUAGAAUAUGAAUAUUUUGUAACUAAAAUAUUAUAUAGUUUUAAUAGUCAGUGGCAUAUUCGUGACCUUACUAAAAGGCACAGAGCUCCUUAUGAAUAUAUACCUAUUCCACUAUUACCACCACGACCAAUACCUAUUAAAAAG